AUGCCGCAAGUUAUCUACACUCUCGACAACGCCAUCGACAGCUUCUUUUCAGAGGCUGGAGCGUCGUCGUCUAAGACGCAAUGCGACGAGGUUGCCCGCCAAAGGGGCAACAAGAUUAUCCAGUUCCGAGAGCAGACUGCCCUGCUGGACAUGGACAUCCUGGCAAGGCUUGAAUACGUAGCUGGCGCCCUCCCCGAGCGCUUCCUACCAGCCGUCACCGAAGUACAAGCCGCCCUGCCAGCUCUCCUUGACGGGUGCUAUCCAGUGGUCCUCAGGCACAGCGACCUCAACGAGAUGAAAAUCCUGGUCGAUCCCUGCAGCGGCAAGAUCACAGGCGUUGCCGACUGGCCUGGCGCGAGCAACCAACCGUUUGGCUUCACCCUCUACGCGCUGGAGAACGCCCUCGGCAGCAUGGGCUCGAACGGAUGGAAGUGGUCCGACAACGUGGAUAACCCGAGGGGCGCAUUCUAG
Molecule: messenger RNA, 471 nt
Organism: Diaporthe citri
Lineage: Eukaryota; Fungi; Ascomycota; Sordariomycetes; Diaporthales; Diaporthaceae
Exons: 4
Coding region: 1-471 (156 amino acids)
Source: RefSeq, a predicted model, not a curated record